AUGUCUGCUAUUAAUAUGUUCGUAUACAUCUCAAUUUUGGCAACGAAUCGGGCAGUUCUUAUCACUGGAUGUGAUUCAGGAUUUGGGCACCAAUUGGCCAUAGAGUGCGAUAAAUUGGGGUUUUAUGUGUUUGCCGGCGUUUUAAAUGCUGACCUAAAUGGUGCCCAAGAAUUAACUCGUGUUUGCUCUCAAAGACUUCAAGUGUUAAAAAUGGAUGUCACAGAUCCUACAGAUGUGGUCAAUGGUAUCAAACAAAUUGAAUGUUCAGGUCUUCCCCUGUGGGCUGUUGUUAAUAACGCUGGCAUUGCUAUCAAUGCUCCCAUAGAGUGGGGAUUUGAUGUCCAAGAAUUGAAUGAUACGUUUGGUGUUAAUGUUUUCGGUGCCGUCAGAGUCACCAAACAAUCGUUGCCUCUAUUGAGACGAUCGAUGGGAAGAAUUAUUAAUAUAUCCAGUAUUGCCGGUCGGACCACAUUUAAUGGUCUAUGUUUUUAUUCAAUGUCCAAACACGCCAUCAGAUCUUUUUCUGACGGACUUCGCAAAGAAGUUGAAAAUUUGAAGAUAAAAGUGAUAACAAUAGAGCCGGUCCUCUAUCGCACGCCUAUAACUGAUUGGACUCUUAUGAAGACCACUUUGGACAGAGUGUGGGAUCAAACACCUGAAGAUGUCAAAUGUGUUUUCAGUGAUAAUUAUCGCAAUAGUUUCGAGAAGUCGUCGCAACGAGUACUCAAAGCAUCAAGAAAUCAGACCAAAGAAGUGAUUGAUAUUAUAAUUAAGGCAAUUAUUUUGAAAGAGCCUCAAAAUAUUUAUAAAUGUGGAGGUUUUCUCGACUUUUUAGUUACAUUUCCUAAUUUGCAACUUGUAUGGAGUGAUGAGUUUGAUGAUAAAGGUUUGGACCCAAAUAAAUGGGAAGUUGAGGAUGAAUGGCUAACUGGAAAUUGUUGGGGCAAUCAUAUCGGACAACUUAAUUGUAAUGUAAAUCAAAGCGAAAAUUUGCAAUUAAGGGACGGAUGUUUGGCUAUUACAGCCACUCGUCAUAAGAAAAAGGGUUUCAAUAAAGAGUACAAUUCAGCAAAGAUUACCACAAGACAGAGCUGGACUUACGGUCGUUUCGAGAUUAGGGCCGCCCUUCCGACCGGCAAA
Messenger RNA from Oppiella nova, 1140 nucleotides. NCBI's taxonomy places the organism in Eukaryota, Metazoa, Arthropoda, Arachnida, Sarcoptiformes, Oppiidae. The record is from the annotation of a GenBank genome assembly.